Mercurialis annua (annual mercury) is the source of this 2238-nucleotide messenger RNA. RefSeq lists its product as uncharacterized. The record is from RefSeq and is a predicted model, not a curated record. Bases 242 to 2158 code for a protein of 638 amino acids. The transcript has 3 exons. Gene Ontology annotation, molecular function: protein binding. NCBI's taxonomy places the organism in Eukaryota, Viridiplantae, Streptophyta, Magnoliopsida, Malpighiales, Euphorbiaceae.
AACAUUAAACCGAAACCUAAUAAUAAGCGUUGCGCACGAUAAGGAAGCAUACAAAUACCAAAACAAAUUAAUUUUCAUUUUUUUAUUAAAGAAAACAAGAAACCAGAGAAAAUAUUAUAUCAUCGGAAAAUCGAUCAGUUUGAUUAUCGCACAGUUACGAAUUUGAUCGGAAAGGAAGUGUUGACACUGAAAACACAUUAAGGUUUUUCGGUACAGAAUUUGAGGAUCAUACAAGUAAAAUAUGUCUCCGGCAUUGAAAUCCAAGAGUAAGUCAAAAGAUAAAGCCCCUGAAAUGGCUUCCAAGGAUCAGCAAAAGACAUCUUCUAAGUCUUCUGGGUCCACCAACAAUGUAAGUGGUAGUCCAGCGAGUGCUUACAAUCCCAUAUCUGGGACAUUUCACACUCUAGAGAUACCGUCUGGACCUUCUUCUCCACCUUAUCAUGAUAAUGGUCGUUUUAGAAAUUUAGAUGACAAUGAUGAGCAUUCUAGUGGUCCACAUGGAACUGUUUCUGAGUAUGAUUCAGUUUCAAAUAAUGGCAGUUGCUCUGGUGAAUCAGAAGAUUUAAAAGAGAAGAUAUCUAAUUCUUCUAGACAAGAAACUUUAGUUGGAUUAGACAGUGAGAAGAGAGACAAAAUCCGGUUAAAGAACGAGAAAAAGCAUCAGCGCCAGAGAGAGAGGCGGGCUCAAGAGUUACAUGACCGUUGCAUUGAAUUGCUGAUGUCUAGAAAACUAGAAUCUCUCUCGCAGCAGCUUGUCGCAAUGGGAUUUUCUCAUGACCAGGCAACCUUAGCCCUUGUUAUGAAUGAGGGAAAGCUAGAGCAGUCAGUAAAUUGGCUCUUUGAAGGGAAUGAAGAGGAAGCUCGUAACAAGGACACUAAACCUGGAAGUAGCAGUAAUUUAAAAAUAGAUAUUAGUGAUGAGCUUUCUCGGAUCUCUGCGAUGGAGGUGGGUUACAAAUGCUCAAAGCAGGAGGUGGAAAGAGCUGUUAUUGCAUGUAAAGGUGAUCUUGUGAUGGCAGAAGAGAGCUUACACGAACAAAAGCAGGACCCACCAGUCACUCUUCCAAAUCCCGAGGAGAAUGUUAAUGGCUAUACUAUGAAGAGAACACAAGAAAAGUCCGCGACAUCAGCUUCAAUUACAAUACAACAGAGAAGAAAUGAACGGGAUUUUAACUUUACCAAAUCAGCAAUUCCAGUGCCUACAGCUUGUUUGGAACCUGGGACUCGAAAUCUGCAAUCUUUGAAUCAGCCUAAGUCACUUGCAGAAAAGAGGUGGCUAGCAGGAUUAAGCACUUCCGCUGCAUCAGCGACUAUGCCAUCAUCUAUGGAAGUGACUGCCCCCCCAGCAAAAUUGGAAGUCCGGCUUGGUGUUUCUGGAAAUGAUGGUAAAAGUCAUCAGCAAAUACCAAGGGAACCAGUAGUUAUGAUGCAGCGGCCCCAAUAUAUUAAUUCCAAGCUAAACCAAGUCCCUAGCAUUACCGCCUCUCCUGCUGUAACAGCUGGAUGGUACUCAAAUAAUGUACCAGGUGUUGAAAAUACAAGGUCUAACGGUAAGUUACCUCCGAACCAGAGCAUGGGCGCCCUUGGUUUAGUACAUCAGUAUCCUGAGCAAUUCUACCAUCAGGCAUCAUUUAAAGAAAGCUCGUAUCCUUUAAACGUACCAGUGGAUUCUACAUCAUCGGUAGGGUUGGGAGGUUCUUGGAGCACAGUGGGCAAUACUUACCCGCUUGGAGUUCCAUAUGAGCCUCACAGUUCAUAUGGCACAGUGAAUACAAGUUCGCCUUCACUAGCAGCUCCCUCCUCGCUUGGUCUAUUUACUGGUGUGAGGUCCGCAGGAACUUUAGGUACAUCGUCGCAUGUGGAUUGGAACACCGGAGGCUCGACGCAGGUGGACUACACCUCUAUAGAUUGGAGUUUGGAUUCAAAUGUAGCGACUGGCGAGCCUAGUGGGUUGUGGCUAGGCAUUUCUUCGUUGUUGAGGAAUACACCCGGCGCAAGGAUGAACAGUAUGAAUAGUUCCCGCAUGUCAGGGUUCCGUAAUGGUGGGGCAGCUAAAGAAACGGCAUCUUCCGCUGGAUUACAUGAGUGGACGUCUCCUUUUGCGGAGAAUGAUAUAUUUAGUUUGCCUAGGCAGUUUGUGAACUCUCCACUUCCAUAGAGCUAGGGUGUUAGUACUUUGAAUUUUAAAUGGUUGUUCAUGGUUCGGUGGUAAUGCAUUUACUUGUUUCUGUCGUUUAA